Erigeron canadensis is the source of this 2914-nucleotide messenger RNA. Its product is annotated as probable ubiquitin-like-specific protease 2B. Gene Ontology annotation, biological process: proteolysis. Gene Ontology annotation, molecular function: cysteine-type peptidase activity. The record is from RefSeq and is a predicted model, not a curated record. Lineage: Eukaryota; Viridiplantae; Streptophyta; Magnoliopsida; Asterales; Asteraceae. The coding region runs from base 142 to 2742 and encodes 866 amino acids. The transcript has 18 exons.
CUCAGUUUCGCAAUUCCUCCGAUCAUUAUUCCUUCCAAAUAACACACCAUAUUCCCCAUCAAUAAUAAUUUCAUUCUAAUUAUUAUAUUAUUAUUUUUCGAUCAUCAAAAUCUCAAUCAUACUGUUGAUCACGAUACAAUUAUGGAAUCCAAUGGUAUUACUUUUACCGAACAAGAAAUUCAUCCUGAUUCAGAAAAACAGGCAAUGCUAGAUUCAGUUGAUGUUGUUAGCAAUGUCCAAGAACUCCCUGAUUCUCAUGCAGAACCUAGAGCUGGUUCUUCUGGAUUGGAUGUUAAUGCACUUCCUGAGUCAGAGGUCCUUUUGAUUACUGCAUCAGCUUUACCUAACAACACCAAAAUAAAUUCGUUGGAACUUGACGAAGCAGGUAAUGUGAGUCCACUGGAACACAAAAGGUUGGAUCAGAGAUCUUUGUCAACGUGUUGCGUUAUUGCAGAAGAUGAUGAAAACCUCGAAGUAAAGACAAUGCCAGAUGCUGUUGAUGCCGUCCAUGAUAUCCAAGAUCUCUCCUACUCUCAUACAGAAGCUAGAGCUAAUUUUUCUGGACUUUAUGUUAAUGUACCUCCUGGAUCAGAGGCCCCUGUAGCCACUACAUCAGAUCUUCCCAACAACAAAUUAAAAUUGUCAGAAGUUGAUGAGGCACAUCAUUUGGUUCCACAUGAACACAAAAGAUUGGAUCAGAGAUCUUUGUCAACUUUGUCAACUUUGUCAGAUAUUGCCGUAGAUGAUGGUGUCUUCUGUGAACCAUCUCCAGAUCAUUUCCCAGGCGAGAUGGGAACGGACAAUGAAGAUUUAGCACCAGUGGUCUUCUAUCCUGAUCAUAUGGUGUACCACCAUAGUUAUUCUACAGAUUGUGUUUUAACUUUCACUAGCAAUUGCAUCGAAAUAGAGGGUUCAACUUUAGAUGGGGAUGGCAAAACUUUUAAAUUGCAGUGGGGAGUUCAAGAUAUACAUCAAAUCAGAUCGCAUUAUUAUGAGAUGGUUAAUGUGGCAAUAGUGACGUUUCAUGUACUUAUCGAUGAUAAGGAACAGGAUAACAAUGUUGAACACACAUCAGGUAUUGAACUGAAGUUUGCAGUUAUUGGCACUAACUGGUAUGGGAGCCAGGAAGCAAUCACAUCCUUGAAUGCCGCAUACAAGACUCUAUGGAGUAAUAUGCUUGAGUCAGAGGUCCAUGGAUCCACCCAAGCAUCUCUUACAAAGUAUUUUCCCAACUUUGAUCAGCCUUUUGAAGAAGUUAUUUAUCCAAAAGGAGAUGUUGAUGCUGUUUCUAUGGGUAAGAGAGAUGUUGAUAUGCUCUUACCAGACACGUUCGUUAACGACACCAUCAUCGACUUUUAUAUCAAAUACUUAAAGAACAAAUUGAAGCCCGAGGAUAGACACAGGUUUCAUUUUUUCAAUAGUUUCUUCUUCCGAAAGCUAGUUGACCCGGAUAAAGAUCCACUUGACGCCUCCCAAGGGAAAGCAGCUUUCUUACGUGUAAGAAAAUGGACAAGAAAAGUCAACAUAUUUGAGAAAGAUUACGUCUUUAUUCCUAUAAAUUACAACUAUCACUGGAGUCUUAUUGUAAUGUGUCAUCUUGGGGAAGUGGCCACAUACAAAGAUGAAGAUGUAAUCAAGUUGACUAAAGUGCCAUGCAUUCUGCAUAUGGAUUCUAUCAGAGGCACUCAUAGUGGCUUGAAAGGCAUUAUGCAAAGUUACUUGAAAGAAGAAUGGAAAGGGAGGCUUCAAGAGGCACCUGAAGAUAUCUCUUCAAAAUUCGAUAACUUACGUUUUAUCUCGCUUGAGUUACCACAGCAGCCAAAUUCUUUCGACUGUGGUUUAUUCUUGCUCCAUUAUGUAGAGCUCUUCUUAGAGCAAGCUCCAAUUUAUUUUAAUCCCUUCAAAAUCACGAAGAGUGUUAACUUUCUAAAUAUGGAUUGGUUCCUACCCGCUGAUGCGUCCCUUAAAAGGGUGGUUAUCCAGAGAUUGGUGUAUGAUCUUCUAGAGCACACUUCUCAUGAAUCUUCGUCCAUAUGUGCCAAUGAUGAAUGCGACAUCCAUAAAGAAAAUAUUGUAAAUUUUUUUCCAGAUAUGUGCAAUAAUCUUUCAACGGCUUGUCAAACUUCUCAAGAUGAUCAGGGAAUCGAAAUAUCUACGUUACCAUCUUUAUCUUUAUCAAGUGAUCCAUGUCCAGUUGAUCCUAGGGAGUCUUUGAAAUCUGCAUUUGAACCAGGAUCAUUUCUCGGCUUGCAAUUCCCAUCUUUUAACGAGAGAAUGUUUGAUGGAUACAAGAGUUCUGACACACCACCAAUUGAGGAAGAUGUAGAAACUGGUGGGCAGCUUGUUUAUUCUUCAAUAGAAAUUGAUCUCCAGCAAGACAAUGAAAUCAUAGCCGAAAUCCCAUGUUCAUCCCAGAAAUUCAACAGAACAGAAUCUGGGCAUCAGAACAAUUUUGAAACAUCACCACAAACAUCAAUCUCUGGGUGUGAAGAUUCAUUUCAAGUCAUCAAUGGCAGUAAUCUGAUUGGCGAGGAACUUGAUUUCAAGGAGUUGAGAAAUUGUCCGAUAUCACCAUCGAUGGAGCCUGUUGAGAUGCUUUAUGGUAAUGAUAAUUCCAAAAGGCAAGCAAAUGAACCAACGGUUUCCGGUGAAUCCUCUGGAUUGGAAUCAGAUGUGCAGCAUCCUUCAAAAAGAAUGCGAAUGACUGAUCCCCCUCUGGUAGGUGCGUCUGCUAGUGAUUGAAUAUAAAAGUUUGUCUUUUUGGAAGUUGGAAGAUAUAUAAUGAAGAGGUGACGGGUAUAUUGUUAGUACCGUCAUUGUUAUUUUGGUAUCGGUAUGGUUAAGUUCCAAUGUUGGUUUGGCCCCAAAUUAUGGAUACAUUAUAUUAUGAUAUAAUAAUAUAAUAGUUAUUAUA